Messenger RNA from Plasmodium inui San Antonio 1, 831 nucleotides. RefSeq lists its product as hypothetical. The record is from RefSeq and is a predicted model, not a curated record. Lineage: Eukaryota; Apicomplexa; Aconoidasida; Haemosporida; Plasmodiidae. The transcript has 3 exons. The coding region runs from base 1 to 831 and encodes 276 amino acids.
AUGGAUCCAGUUGUAGACAAGAAAAAUCAUACAUUUUCAAAAUGCAAUAACAACCACUUGAUUACUUUGCAGAAUGGAAAAAAGGAAUCCUCCGGUGAACAAAUUAACGCAAAACAAACAUUAGAUUUAAUAGUGUCGAGAACAUUAGCAGAAGAUGGCGCAAAUGAAUAUGCUGAAGAAGGAUUAUCAGAAGAAGAGGAACAAGCUGUACAACAAGAAGGAGAAGAAGCUGCCGAGGGUGAGGAAAUCGCUGAAAUAGAAAGAGACGGUGAAGGAGAAACGGCCACAGUAGGAGAAGAAACUGUACAAGGCGAAGAAGUUCCCCAAGGUCAAGAAGUCACGAAGGGAGAAGAAACCGCAGAAGGAGAGGAAACUGUAGAAGGCGAAAAAUUCUUAGAAUAUGAAGACGUAACAACAUUCGUUGAAACUGUGGAAAAAAAAGAAGAAUCAAAAGAAGUAGAACCAUUAAGAAAACCACCAUUCAAACCAUUUUUUGCAGUGGACGAUAAAUAUUUGAAAACUUUGGAAGACAUUGCUCAAUCCUUUUUAAUGGAAUUACAACAGGCAUCAAGUACAUGUAAAGAAAAGGAUAAAACGAAGAACAAGAGGAAGAACAAGAACAAGAAAAACAAGAAGAACAAGAAGAACAAGAAGAACAACAAGAAGAACAACAAUCAUAACAAGAACAACAAGAGCAACAAGAAGAACAACAACAACAAGAAGAGCAACAAGAAGAGCAACAAGAACAACAACAAUCAUAACAACAAAAAGAAAAAUACAAUAAAAAAAGAAAAAACGAAUAUGAAGAUUCUAUGUAUUGAAAAAGACUAG